Messenger RNA from Recurvomyces mirabilis, 654 nucleotides. RefSeq lists its product as uncharacterized. Bases 1 to 654 code for a protein of 217 amino acids. The transcript is spliced from 2 exons. Lineage: Eukaryota; Fungi; Ascomycota; Dothideomycetes; Mycosphaerellales; Teratosphaeriaceae. The record is from RefSeq and is a predicted model, not a curated record.
AUGCCGACAUUCCUGGAGUAUAGACCAGAGACUAUCGCCCAACUUCAAGGAGCCGAGGCGUGUAUCUGGUGCAUGGGCACGCCGACCAGCGGCCGUGAAGUCCACGUCGACUUCACCUUCGCGGCCGCCAAAACGUUCAUCGAGCAUCUGGUCCCGGAGUUGCGAAAGGACGGCAAGAAGUUUCGCUUCGUUUACGUCUCUGGCAUCCUCUGCGAGAGAGAUCAGAAUCGAUCCCUAUGGUUUCUCUCCCAAGCCCGCAAGAUGCGCGGUGGCGUUGAGACAUCUCUUGUCGAUCUGGAGCGGGAGACUGAAGGAGGGUUCCAGGCUAUGAGUGUACGGCCUUCGGGUAUCCACAAGGCAGAUACGAGUCUGGCGUUGAAGGUAGUAAUGCCGAUUGUGCCUUCGGGAUGGCAUAUCCAGGUCGAGGAAUUCGCCGCGGCUAUGGUGGAGUUGGCGAUAAGUGGUGAUGGUGGGCACUUUGUCGAAAAUGAUGAGUUGAAGACGAGAGGGAGGCAGGCGCUGCACAUACCAAGCCCUGUCCACGUCACGGCUUGUCUCGCCGCUUUGCUCGGGGGUACGAUCAAUAUCGUUCCGCACUGCCCUAGCCCAGUCGCGGGUAAAUUCGGCCCCGUCGCGGUGAGCGUCGAGCAGUAA